Messenger RNA from Malassezia globosa CBS 7966, 2910 nucleotides. RefSeq lists its product as uncharacterized. Gene Ontology annotation, cellular component: cytoplasm; nuclear matrix; nuclear pore. Gene Ontology annotation, biological process: tRNA re-export from nucleus. The record is from RefSeq and is a predicted model, not a curated record. NCBI's taxonomy places the organism in Eukaryota, Fungi, Basidiomycota, Malasseziomycetes, Malasseziales, Malasseziaceae. The transcript has a single exon. Gene Ontology annotation, molecular function: small GTPase binding; tRNA binding. Bases 1 to 2910 code for a protein of 969 amino acids.
AUGAAAAACAAGCUUGCGCAAACGUUGUCUCUGCUUAUGGUUCAAACAUACAGUCUUUCCUCAUCGUACUCAUUUCUCUCUGCUGCUCUAUCUCUUUGCACAACGCAUCCCUCGGCUGAUACUGACUCAGGACUCAAUGUCAUGGCGACAGAUCUAAUGAUGCGUGUGUUGCAUGACUUGUCGCUGAGCCUUGGUUCAGAUGCUACACUGCGCUCCGUUCGUGGAAAAGACCGUCUUCAACGGGAUGCACUCGUUCGGGACGAAAUCCGCACACACCAUGCUGCAAGCAUGGCCGAGCUCAUGUGGCGUGUGAUUCAGGACUCGUUGCGUACGUUGCAGAUCCCCGAUGCUGGUGGCACGACGACCGCUUCUUCACCGCAACAGCUGACAGCUGGCAAUGCUGGUCCCUUGGCCUCCGUGGCGAUGGCUGUCGUCGGCGACUAUGCCUCUUGGAUUGAUAUUUCGCUUGUCGUGACAAUCGACACGGUGCAAAUAUUGUACAAUGCGCUCGAUGCACAGCACAUGCCACUCCGCUAUGCCACAGCUGAUACAUUGUGUGAGAUUGUGUCGAAAGGCAUGAAGCCGGCAGACAAGCUGGGGCUUAUCGAAUGCCUUCGCCUCGACACAGUGCUUACACAGCUGGAAUUGUCAACACGUGGACAGGGCGAAGCACAAACAGAGCUGCGAGAGCACCUGGCGCGUCUUGUAAAUGCCUUGUGUACAGAGCUCUGCAAGAUCGCUGAGGAUACCACCGGUGCCCAGGCUGAUACACGCGACGCCGCGCAUACUAAGCUGCUCGUCUUUCUUCAGCCAGCACUCUCGUUCCUGGCAGAUGAAUACGAUGAGCCGGCUGAGCAGGUCUUGCCAUGCCUGCAUCUCGUGCUGAGUCUGUACAAGAAGACGAAGCGGCAAAACGAGAACAUGGGCCUGCCCUCACUCAGUGCGCCAACAUUGGAAUUCGUGACUCAGCUUAUCGCAUUGGCACUACAGAAACUCAAGUUCGAUGCAGACAUUGAUUGGCAGGAUUCGUCCCUUGUCGGUGGACCUGCUGAUGCGGACGCAGACGAGUCGGAAGAUGACGACGAACAGCUCGUUCGUUUCUAUGAACUGCGGAAGCAGCUGCAAGUGAUCCUUGGGGCAAUUGCAGCGAUUGAUGAGCCACUUGUCUCUAACACGAUCCAGACACUUGUCGCCAACACACUCGGCUCCGUUGCUUCUCCCACAGAGCUACCCUGGGAACAGGCGGAAGUGUGUUUGUAUGCAGCCUUUUCUUGCGGCGAAAUUCUUUCGUCUAUACGAGGCAACAAAAUUGGACUCGGUGCACAUUCGUAUGUACAAAUCCCGUCGGAACCUGGCAAGGCGCCUGCACGCAACGUGCGGCAGUCACUGAGCGUGUACCAGGCGCUGCCACCUAACACACUAGGCGAGAUUCUCCAGCUGCUCUUCCGCUCCCGUAUCGGGGAUCAUGCACACCCUGUUGUACAGCUGCAGUAUUUUGAAUGCGUGGUGCGGUAUGCAUCGUGUUUCGUCUUAUGGUCCGACCUGCUGCCCAAUGCUUUGGAAGCAUUCUUGGACCAGCGCGGUUUGUGUCAGCCACAUUUGGGCAUGCGCCGGCGGCUGAAUUACUUGUUUUAUCGCUUCGUUCGCGACACUCGCACAGCUAUACCGUCGGAGAUCGUGCCGCGACUGCUCGAGAGCUUGCCGCUUGCUGUGAAUGCCGUGCUACCGGAAGUGCCACCAGAGGAAGAUGUGCUUGUGAAAGCGACGGAAAAGGCAUCGGCAUUCGACAGCCAGCUCUACCUGUUCGAGUCAUGUGGAUUGCUUAUGUCGCAACUUGGCCAUGUGCCUGAAACGCAAGUGAUGCUCUUCAAAGCCAUGACCCAGCCCCUGGUUGAGCAGCUGCUACAGGUCGUGCAGGCGUUUGGCGGAGAUCCAGACAACUUGCAGCUUGUGCUGCAAGUGCACCACUUGAUCCUUGCUUUAAGCACCAUCACCAAAGGAUUCCCGGAUUACGACAUGAACCGGCCGACUGAACCUGCAUGGAUUGAGGAGCUCAAGCCUAUCACGGAGCAGAUUCUUCUGGCCCUGACGGCACUCAAUCGGUUCAGCAUUGUGCGUGAAGCAGCUCGUGGUGCGUUCGCACGGAUCGUGACGUCCGCAGGUCCUGCCGUCCUGCCAUACAUACCCACCCUGAUUCAUGCACUUGUGCAUCAAGUGACAGAAGCCGAGCUUGUAGACUUGCUCAACUUCUUUGGGCUCAUCACGCACAAGUACAAGGACAAUGUUCGCAGUGUGAUGGAUGAUGUGUUUGGCGUGCUUGUCACGCGCAUCUUUUCGUUCCUGAACCAGGGGAUCCAAGGAACCGAUGAUAUGGUGCGCCGCUCUGAUACCGAGCGCGCGUACUUUGGCCUCGUACACGCGCUCCUGUCUGCCGGGUUGGACGAUGUGCUUGUGUCAGAAAAGAACCAGGGACAACUUGAGUCAGUACUGCAGAGCCACGUGUACUAUGCGAGUCAUGGCGAGCCAGUCACUCAGCGCGCUGCUAUCAGUGCACUUGCCUGGCUUGUGCAGCUGUGGGCGCGUCCGAGCGAGAAGGCGAUUCCUGGGUUCGAGCAGUUCGUGUACGAUGCCAUCCUGCCGUUGGUGUUCCAAGUGCCUACCAAGCCCUCGUUCGAUCAGUCGGACGCACAGGCCCAGCUCGUUCUUUCAGAGUUGGCUGGCUUGCUCAAAUCGCUACACACCGCUCGCGGCGACGAAUUUCUUCAUUAUCUCUCCUCUAUAUACCUGCCGGGUGUGCAGUGCCCGCCUGAGCUUGCAGUGGAGCUCACCAAAAAUAUCCAAUCUCUGGAUGUCAAGCCGCUCAAACGCUACCUGGACACGUUCAUUGCUCAGUCUCGAGGCGGUGCGUAA